Penaeus monodon (black tiger shrimp) is the source of this 1897-nucleotide messenger RNA. RefSeq lists its product as uncharacterized. Bases 87 to 812 code for a protein of 241 amino acids. Lineage: Eukaryota; Metazoa; Arthropoda; Malacostraca; Decapoda; Penaeidae. The record is from RefSeq and is a predicted model, not a curated record. The transcript has 2 exons.
AACAAGGGCGACGCGGCGAGCGGCCGGGGCGCACCGCCGCCGACCGCCCGCCGCCGCGCCCGCCCAAGCCGCUGCGCCUGCGCCACAUGUCCGACGCCGCGGCGCUCGUCAGCAGCCAGGGCGGCCUGCUGGUGCCCGUGCACCGCAGGACGGCGCAGCUGCCGCUCUACGAGGACGUGUUCGGCCUCGCCGCCCUCACGGAGAACGUCAUGCUGCUCACGGAGGCCAUCAACCCGGUGCUGGUGCACGCGACGCGGCCGCACGACGGCGCGGGCGCGGCGGGCGGCGCCCCCUCCACGGCGCCCAGGGUCGUCGACGUGAUCCGCAAGACGCUGCAGGGGCCGACGUGGGACGGCCGCACCGCCGUGCUCCCGCGUCCCAGACCCGCCCUCCGCACGCACAGCCUGUCCCUCCCGCGCCCCUCCGUCACGUCCACGGGCCGCCCGCACGCCUCUAGAGGGUCGCGGUCGCCCUCGCCCGUCCGCCGGGAGGAGCAGAGGCAGCAGACGGAGAAGCAGACGUCGGCCUCGUCCACCGCCGCCUACCUGGCCUCGCUCGAGCUCCUGGCGUCCCACUACAGGCACCAGGCGCUCGCCAACGCCAAGCAAUUACAGCUGCAGCAACGACUGCUCAUGCAAACAACAACAACAACAACAACAACAACAAACACAACAGCAACAGCAACAGCAACAACCUCAGCAACAGGAACAACAAGAAGCGAAGUUAAAAGAGGAGACGGAGGAAGUGACCGAGGCGAGUCCACCCGCAGAGGCGAUUCCGAACGCUGCUUCGAACGGCCAGACUGCGAGUGAAUCCCGGUCUCCCAUUGAACAGGAGAGCGAGUGUUGACCUGCAGUGGAAUCCUGCGAGUGAAUCCCGGUCUCCCAUUGAACAGGAGAGCGAGUGUUGACCUGCAGUGGAAUCCUGCGUGUGAAUCCCGGUCUCCCAUUGAACAGGAGAGCGAGUGUUGACCUGCAGUGGAAUCCUGCGUGUGGACUUCCUUCUAAUGUUUGGGUUUCUUGAGAGUAAGGAUGGCGAGUUCUCGGAUGAGGUGGCGGUUGGGUGCUGGCGACGGAAGGACGGUGGUGAUUGCAACGAAAGGAUGUUAGUGUUUGGGGCUUUGCAACGAGGAAAUGUUAGGGGGUGAAGUCUGCAACCGAAGGAUUAUAUUUGCAACGAAAGAUUAUUAGUGUUUGAAGCUUUUACAAUGAAGCAAUAUUUGUGGGUGACGUCUGUAACAGAAGGUUUAUGGUGUUUGCAACGAAAGGUUAUCAGUGUUUGGGCCUUUGCAACGAAGAAAUAUUAGUGGGUGAAGUCUACAACGAAAGGAUAUGAGGUGUUAACGAUUUGCAACGAAAAGAUACCAGUGUGUGGAGUUUGCAACGAAAACAUGUUUGGAAAGCGGUAAUUUUCUAUUGUGAGAAAGAGAGAGAGAAAAAAAUAUAUAUAAAGAUUAAGAGAUGCCGUCGGUUUGUAUGAGAACACAAAACAAAAGCAUUUUCUUGCAUGUACAUAUAUAUAUACACACAUGCUUUUAAAGACACGUCUCUGUGCUAAAGUUACUAAAACUGUCAAUGUGGAAGAACAAAGCGAAGUUGCUUCCACAUAAGACAGAGUUAUAUGUACAAAAAAUCCCAAAGGAAAUUGUGUGUCUCUUUUUUCGAUUUUUAUUAUACCUGAGGAACAUUACUUGAUAUUACUGAACAGCAAAAGAAGCGCAUGUACAUAUUUUAGAUUACGAUGACCUGUCAACAAUACAUACUACAAAUAUAUCAAUAUUGUUGCUCCAGACAUGAAUGCAAUUGGAUCAUUUACUGAAAUUCGGCGUUUUUGUGUUAUAGGAUCAAUGGCUUAAAGAUUCUAUUAAUAUGAAUAAAUAAACGGAUCAUUUAAUAAC